AUUCUUUCAAAGAUGUCGUAAUCCAAGAACGUAGUCCACAAUGACAAUGAUAUAAUUCAUUAAAAUUUAUAUUUUAUAUUGAAGCAUAUAUUUUGAUCCAAAAACAUUACAAAAAUUAAUCCCAUAAGUCAAACUAAAAAAUGUUCUGGUUCAUUCCAGAAGUAGUCUGACCUCAAAUCGAUUUUUGAAGCCCUACAACAAACUCCCAUUUUCUCAAAAACUUCCAUCGAUCUAUUUCUAUAGCACCAAACCAAUGCAGAACCCAAUCACUCGCAGUUUGAACAAGCUUUGGAACGGGGUAGGAGCAACUGUAGCAAGCCGGAGUAUAAUAAAUCAUCAAUGGCGGUCGUACAGUGUAAUCCCCAUGGUGAUAGAGCAUUCAUCACGAGGAGAGAGAGCCUACGACAUCUUCUCUCGACUCCUUAAAGAAAGGAUUAUCUGUAUCAACGGCCCAAUUUCCGAUGACACAUCACACGUCGUCGUAGCUCAGCUUCUCUACCUCGAAUCCGAAAACCCUUCUAAACCCAUCAACAUGUACCUCAACUCCCCCGGCGGAGCCGUCACGGCAGGUCUUGCAAUAUACGAUACAAUGCAAUACAUUCGAUCUCCGAUCAAUACAAUAUGUUUAGGCCAAGCUGCAUCAAUGGCUUCUUUGCUGUUGGCUGCUGGUGCAAAGGGUGAAAGGCGAUCUCUUCCUAAUGCCACCAUCAUGAUUCAUCAACCUUCCGGUGGAUACAGCGGGCAGGCUAAAGACAUGACCAUUCACACGAAGCAGAUUAUUAGGGUUUGGGAGUCUUUGAAUGGGCUUUAUGCAAAGCAUACUGGACAAAAUGUUGAUGUGAUUCAGAAGAAUAUGGAUAGGGAUUGUUUUAUGACUCCUGAAGAGGCAAAAGAGUUUGGGAUUAUAGAUGAAGUGAUGGAUGAGAGGCCCUUGACUUUGGUUACUGAUGCUGUUGGAAAGGAGUAAAAUUGGAUUGAAUCGAAUGCAGGAAGUGGAUUUCUUUGAAUGGUUCUUGAAUCUUGAGUUUCACAUGAUUAUACAAUACAAAAAAAGGAAAAAUGAGUAUCGAGUGUAAGACAAUUAGGCUGUUUAACAUUAAACUUUCAUUUGUUUUAUGGCUUAAACGACCCAAUAACUAUCAUCUUUGAUUGUCGUCAAUGUCUCUACUCUCUAGCAAAUGAAAUGGUCAUUGUUGCUCUUUCAAGUUUCAUUUCAUACUCAUGUUUAUAUCCCACAUACCAAAGCAUAUACACUAGAUUUAUCUACCCAAUCUUACAUUAAAUCUGCAAAAUCCUUCAAAUACCGAGAAGACAUGGAUGAAAAAUUACAUGCCAAUUGUUCCACUACCAAAUGAUAGUAAAACACUUGGGUGUUUAAUAUCAAAAGAAAAUAU
Molecule: messenger RNA, 1394 nt
Organism: Lactuca saligna
Lineage: Eukaryota; Viridiplantae; Streptophyta; Magnoliopsida; Asterales; Asteraceae
Source: the annotation of a GenBank genome assembly